Molecule: messenger RNA, 1731 nt
Organism: Glarea lozoyensis ATCC 20868
Lineage: Eukaryota; Fungi; Ascomycota; Leotiomycetes; Helotiales; Helotiaceae
Exons: 2
Coding region: 1-1731 (576 amino acids)
Biological process (GO): proton transmembrane transport
Cellular component (GO): membrane
Molecular function (GO): antiporter activity
Source: RefSeq, a predicted model, not a curated record
AUGUCUUCAGAGCCAUCCUCAUACCUUCCCUACGACGAACCCGAUAUAGUCACAAUCUUAAUUCAAUCGUCAUUUCUUCUCGCUCUGAACAUUAUCAAUCAUAUCUUUGACAACCUCAUUUUCUGUGGUCUUAUCGGCCAGAUCUUUAUAGGCGUAGCAUGGGGUACACCAGGAGGAAAACUGCUCAACUCAGAAACAGAACAUGUGAUUGUACAACUGGGAUAUUUGGGACUUAUACUUUUGGUGUAUGAAGGAGGCCUUCAAACCGAAUUCUCCGCUCUAAAAGCAAAUGCACUGCUCUCAUGUGCAGUAGCCAUAACAGGCAUCGUCGUUCCAAUCGGCCUCUCAUUCAGUCUUCUAUCCCUAGCCUCAGCUACACCACUCCAAGCUUUUGCAGCAGGUGCAGCACUUUGCUCUACCAGUCUAGGAACUACAUUUACUAUUCUGAGCACAAGUGGUCUCGCCACUACCCGUCUAGGAGUCGUUCUUACUAGUGCAGCUAUGAUGGAUGAUGUGGUAGGUCUGGUAAUGGUGCAAGUCAUUUCCAACCUUGGUGGAGAUGACUUUUCUGCUGUUACGGUAGUAAGGCCUAUUGCUGUUUCUAUUGGGCUUGGUGUAUUGGUGCUACUUAUUUGCAGAUUUGUUGCUAAGCCAGUUACCUUAUGGUGUCAAUCUGUUCUUGAGAAUAAGAAGGACGGAAUGGUAAGAAGUUGUGUGAGCAGUGUUUAUGCUGCUUUGAUUAUUCACACUGCAAUUCUGCUUGGUUUGGUCACUGGGGCUACUUAUGCAGGGACUUCAAACCUCUUCGCUGCGUAUCUCGCUGGAGCAGCCAUCAGCUGGUGGGACGGCGAAUUCACAAAGCCUACUCCAGCAGCAUCCAAUACACCUAAUAUCCAAACCACAUCCAGCACUCACACUCAAGAAAACAUUUCAUCAACCACGAUACCUGCAAACACCACCCCAUCAACCCCUUCACUACCUCCACCAACGACAACCACUCCCUCUCAAACAUCAGGAACCGCAACCUUCACCCGCUUCUACGAGCCAGCCCUCCAUCGCAUCCUUAAACCCCUCUUCUUCGCCUCUAUCGGCUUCGCCAUUCCAAUUACCAAACUCUUUUCCGGCCCCAUAAUGUGGCGUGGCAUAAUCUACACCAUCUUAAUGCUCAUCAGUAAACUCGCCACAGGGUUUUGGCUUCUUAAAUUUUCUGUUCCUAUUUUCUCGAAACUGGCAUUGAAAUUCAGACGCAAGACAUUGAAAAACAGCAAAUUGAAGAAAUCCCAGAAGCCGAUUACGAGCAAUACCGGAGUCCAGCUCCAACACAUCCCCUCGCAGCCAUCCCAACCCACCACUGCGUCCUCAUCUUCACCCACUCCAGCAAACACCUCCCUCCCCCGGCAGCCCCCGAAAGCCAACACCACUCCUACCAAAGUACCACUAUCCCUUUAUCCAGCAGCUAUGCUCGGCACAGCCAUGACGGCCCGCGGUGAGAUCGGCUUCCUCAUCGCUUCGCUGGCAGAGACAACGGGGGUAUUCUCUUCCCAGACCACUACACCCGUGGAAUCAUCAGAGAUCUAUCUCAUUACCACGUGGGCGAUUGUGCUCUGUACUAUCAUCGGACCGCUAGCGACUGGAACGCUGGUUAAGCGGGUGAGAAGAUUGGAGAAGGAGCUAGUCGCGAAAGGAAAGAGUGGAAGAGAAGGACCGUUGGGAGUCUGGGGCCUUAGUUGA